Molecule: messenger RNA, 1779 nt
Organism: Acaulospora morrowiae
Lineage: Eukaryota; Fungi; Glomeromycota; Glomeromycetes; Diversisporales; Acaulosporaceae
Source: the annotation of a GenBank genome assembly
AUGGUGAACGAAAAAACGACCAAGGUUGAAAAUAGUGUAGCUGACACGGAUGCUAAGGAGACAAGUAAUGCAAAUCAUACUACAAAUACGAACAGCGAUAACGAUAAGGUAAACAUCCCUUUGAGUGUGGAUGUGUUAAGGAUUCCGAGGAACCAUAAUUCAGAAAUUGGGGAUUCGGAAAAAUUAGAAAUUGAGUAUGUAUAUCAACCUCUGGAUGUAGCUAACGAUCCUUACUAUGAAGAAUUCACAAAGGUUUUUGCCCAUUUUCAGAUCUCUAAAGACGAAAUAGAGGAACAAUCAGAUCUCAAAGAAGAGGAGAGCGUUGAACCAACAAAAAUCCUAAAUGAAUUUAGAGCGAAAGAAUCUGACGAGGAUUCAAAUAUAGAUUCGGAAGAAGAUCGACAAGAAAAGAUAUCUAAAAAGAAAUUAAAAAAAAUGAAUAGGUUGAGUGUCGCUCAAUUGAAACAAUUAGUAAAAAGACCCGAGGUUGUCGAGUGGGUUGAUGUAACUGCGGCUGACCCCAAGCUUCUGGUGAGCCUUAAAGCAUAUCGGAAUACGGUUCCUGUUCCUCAACAUUGGUCUCAGAAAAGAAAAUAUCUUCAAGGAAAAAGGGGAAUCGAAAAACCUGCUUUUGAUUUGCCCGAAUUCAUUAAGGAUACUGGUAUUAUGGAAAUGCGUGAGGCUGUCAAAGAAAAGGAAGAUGCUGCAAAAUUGAAGCAAAAAACACGCGAGCGUGUACAACCAAAGAUGGGCAAAUUGGAUAUCGAUUAUCAAAAACUGCACGAUGCAUUUUUCAGAUUCCAAUCAAAACCCAAGCUAACAAUUCAUGGAGAAUUGUACUACGAAGGGAAAGAAUUUGAAACAAAACUUAAAGAAAAAAAACCGGGACAACUUUCAGAGGAAUUGAAGGCAGCAUUAAACAUGCCCCCGCUCGCUCCCCCUCCGUGGCUUAUCGCGAUGCAAAGGUAUGGCCCUCCGCCAAGUUAUCCAAACCUGAAAAUUCCCGGGCUAAAUGCACCUAUUCCUGAAGGUGCUCAGUGGGGUUUUCAUCCUGGUGGCUGGGGAAAGCCUCCUGUAGAUGAGUAUAAUCGUCCUUUAUAUGGAGAUGUUUUUGGAACAUAUCAACAAGAAAUUCCGGCAGAGAUUGUACAACCAAUUGAGCGUUCAUUGUGGGGCGAACUAGAAGCUGAAGAAGAAGCAUUACAAGAAGGGCUUGCAACCCCGAGCGGAAUUUCCAGUGUGCCUAGCGGCUUGGAAACUCCGGAAUAUAUUGAAUUACGGAAAUUCCAAAAUAAUACCGUAUCUCCAUCGCCAUCUACAUUGCCGAGCGGAUUGGCAACACCUGAUUUUAUUGAAUUGAGAAAAUACUCCAAGUCUGAUGAAGACGAGCCAAAACAAUUAUACACUGUUCUUCCUCAAAAGGAUGCCGCUAUUUCAGGAUUCAUGGGCUCUCAACACGUGUAUGAUAUGACAAAUGCUUCGACUGCGACGGGAACGAUCAAAGGCGUAAAACGAAAGGCUGUUGGUACGGGUGUUGAUGUAGCUCUAGAUCCUUCUGAAAUGGAGGUGCUUGACGAGGAAACUCUGAGAGCUAAAUUUGAAGAAGCUCAACAGGCAAAUCUCCCAGAAGGUGCACGUGAAGACUUUUCGGAUAUGGUCGCUGAGCAUGCAAAUAAACAGGCGAAAAAGAGGCAGAAAAUUGCAGACGCAAAAGCUGCCGCUCGAGAUGCCGGUUCUGGAGGUUCAGGAAACAAAAAAUACAAAGAUUUCAAAUUUUAG